CCCGUGAGAAAGAUAAAUGCUUAACGGCAAUCUCGCGGUUCGUCAGUUACUCUUCCUCAUUUAUACUCUCUCUUUUCUCUCUCCUCCCCUGUUUCCACACCCUACCACUUUCACAUUUUUUCUUUGAUCUUUCACAAAAAUUAGCCAAAGAUUAGAUUUUACAAAAGAAAAUAAAAAUAUGAAAUGCAAAAUGCAUUAUUAAAUCAAAGUGAUCUUACCCUUAUUAUAAUAUUAUUAUCAUAAGGUAUGUUUUUCAUAAUAUUAUCGAUCGUAGUACUUCCUCUGUUCCCUUGAGUUCUACUCACUUUCUGUUUUCAUUCGCCGAGUUUAUAUAAAGUUCAUCUUUUAAAGAUGGGGAAGAAAGGAGGAGGUUGGUUCUCUUCUGUGAAGAAGGCGUUCAAGUCUAAAGACUCCUCUGAGAAAAAUAAGGUAAAAAGUAACCAAAAGUGGAACAAUGAUGCACUUGAGGUAGUGUCCGUGGAGCAUUUUCCAACUGAAAGCUCACCGGAUUACACCAACGAUGAGAGUGGUCACAGUGGUGCAACGUCACCUUCAAGGGAUGACCGGUCACACGCAGUAGCUGUUGCCGCUGCCACGGCAGCAGCAGCCGAGGCGGCUGUGGCAGCCGCUCAAGCAGCCGCUAAGGUUGUCCGGUUAUCCGCUUAUGGCCGUCAAUCUAGAGAUGAAAGAGCUGCCACUUUGAUACAAUCACAUUAUAGAGGAUAUUUGGCUCGAAGAGCUUUGCGUGCUUUAAAAGGGUUGGUAAGAUUACAAGCAUUAGUAAGGGGCCACAACGUACGGAAGCAAUCUCAAAUGACAAUGAGGUGCAUGCAAGCUCUAGUACGAGUCCAGGCCCGAGUUCGAGCCCGAAGGCUUCAUUUUAACCAUAAUAAUAAUUUCAAAGAUAAUCGCGGUAUUAAUCACGUCACUAAUGACGAUGAUUAUGGUAAAAGAGGCGUUUUUAACGGGACGACGACAUUGCACGAUCAGCUAAUCGCGUCGAUUAAGAGUCCGACGAAGGUUAAUUAUAGUAAUAAUAAUGGUGAUGAUUGGGAUGGAAGACACCAUAGUUAUGAACAAGCUAGGGAGAGUUCUCAAAAGAAGCAAGAUGCUGCCUUAAGGAGAGAGCGAGCUCUUGCUUAUGCUUAUAAUUAUCAGCAACAAAAUCAUCCAAGCUAUCUAAUGCAAUCAAAUCCUCCAAUGAAUGAAGCAAUGUUCUCAGCUUAUGCCAAUGCAAUGGACAAACCCCCGUGGGGAUGGAACUGGCUUGAACGAUGGAUGGCCACCCAACAGCAACAGCAACAACAACAACAACAACAACAACAACAACAACGACAACAACAUCAACCGGAUCAAGCGUCUAAAAUGAAAUCGGGACCAAAUGAGAGUACGUACGUGACAGCAGCCACUAGCACUGAUAAUAUCUCCGAGAGAACUGUUGAGAUGGACACGGUGGACCCGCCUCAUCAUAGGUCAGGAAGAGAGUCAAGGCAAUCUAGUUUCGAUGGAGUUCCGAGCUACAUGGCCCCAACUCAAUCCGCCAAAGCGAAGGUCCGAACCCAAGGCCCAACUAAACAACGAGCCCAAUCUCCAUCCCAUUGGAACCAUCCUUCCCCAUUAGCCAGAAGGUCCCCACUUGGGCCCACUGGUGGAGACUCCUCUAGCUCUGGUGGUGGGUCAGUCCAUUACCAAUAUGCAUGUACUCCAAGCCCAAUUAGUAAUGGGGCUAGGGCCCAAGCUCGAAAGAUUGCAGGUUAUAGCCCAGAUUCUACUGGUAGUAGUGAUCGAAUAUUCAGCAAUGGUUGGAGAUAAAUACAUAAUGUCAUGUCUCAAGUGAUUAUUGUACUUUUCUUGAACUCAAUUGUUAUUGUUGUUACAUAAUUUAUACAAUAAAAUUAAACAAAUUGGAAUAAUGUGAUUAUCACUUUAUUGAGGGUGCGCUAGAAGUUUGUAAAAAGUUUUAAGUGUACGUAGAAUCUUUUACAUUAAAUGAAGGGAAAAAAAAUUCGGAGUA
This is a messenger RNA of Spinacia oleracea (spinach), 2014 nucleotides long. Its product is annotated as protein IQ-DOMAIN 21. Gene Ontology annotation, molecular function: protein binding. Bases 352 to 1812 code for a protein of 486 amino acids. The transcript has 5 exons. The record is from RefSeq and is a predicted model, not a curated record. Lineage: Eukaryota; Viridiplantae; Streptophyta; Magnoliopsida; Caryophyllales; Amaranthaceae.